GCCGUGCCGCCGCGCCAGCGCCUCUCUCUCCUCGCCGCCCACCAGCCAGCCGGGGGCGGCCCCCAUGUCCGAGGAGGACGACGACCAGCCGCCGGCGCAGAAGCGGCCGCGGGCGUCGCCGCCGCCGCCGCCGCCGCCCGACCAGGUCCUCGACAACGUCCUGGAGACGGUGCUCCAGUUCCUCGACGCCGCGCGCGACCGCUGCGCGGCCUCCCUCGUCUGCCGCUCCUGGCACCGGGCCGAGUCCGCCACCCGCGCCUCCGUCGCCGUCCGCAACCUCCUCGCCGCGUCCCCGGCCCGCGUCGCGCGGCGCUUCCCCAACGCGCGCCGCAUCCUCCUCAAGGGCCGCCCCCGCUUCUCCGACUUCAACCUCCUGCCCUCUGGCUGGGCCGCCGCCGCCUUCCGCCCAUGGGCCUCCGCCGUCGCCUCCGCGGCCUUCACCGCCCUCGGCUCCCUCUUCCUCAAGCGCAUCACCGUCACCGACGACGACCUCGACCUCGUCUCGCGCUCCCUACCGGCUUCCUUCCGGGACCUUUCGCUCCUCCUCUGCGACGGCUUCUCCUCCGCGGGGCUCGCAUCCAUCGCAUCCCAUUGCAGGGGGCUGCGUGUGCUCGAUGUGGUUGACUGCGAGAUGAACGACGACGAAGACGAGGUGGUGGACUGGGUGGCGGCGUUCCCGCCGGGGCCAACCGACCUGGAAUCGCUCUCCUUCGAGUGCUACGUCCGACCGGUGUCCUUCGCAGCGCUUGAGGCGCUCGUGGCGCGCUCGCCGCGCCUCAGCCGCCUCGGAGUCAACGAGCACGUGUCACUCGGCCAGCUCCGCCGGCUCAUGGCGAACACGCCUCGCCUGUCGCACCUCGGCACCGGAGCGUUCCGGCCCGGGGACGGCCCCGAGGAUGUGGGGCUCGACGUGGAGCAGAUGGCAUCGGCGUUCGCGUCCGCUGGUCGAACGAACACGCUGGUUUCGCUGUCUGGCUUCCGUGACUUCGAGCCGGAGUAUCUGCCUGCCAUUGCCGCCGUGUCCGUCAACUUGACGAGUCUCGACUUCAGCUUUUGCCCGAUCACUCCGGAUCAAUUCCUUCCCUUCGUCGGGCAAUGCCACAACCUUGAGAGGCUACAUGUGCUUGACUCGGUGCGUGAUGAGGGGCUCCAGGCCACAGCGAGGACCUGCAAGAAACUCCAGGUUCUUCAUGUGCUUCCGUUGAACAUACAUGAGGAUGCCGAUGAGCUGGUGUCAGCAGUUGGGCUUACUGCCAUCGCUGAGGGCUGUCGCGGGCUCCGUUCAACGCUGUUCUUCUGCCAGAGUAUGACCAAUGCUGCAGUGAUCGCCAUUUCUCAAAAUUGCAUGGAGCUUAAGGUAUUCCGGUUAUGCAUAAUGGGACGCCACCAGCCUGACCAUGUGACUGGGGAGCCCAUGGAUGAAGGGUUUGGUGCCAUUGUUCGGAACUGCAGCAAGCUUACUAGGCUCUCCACAUCUGGACGCCUGACUGAUCGAGCUUUUGAGUACAUUGGCAAGUACGCCAAGUCGCUUCGGACGCUCUCUGUAGCGUUCGCUGGAGACAGUGAUCUGGCACUGCAGCACAUCCUCCAGGGGUGCUCGAAGCUGGAGAAGCUUGAGAUAAGAGACUGCCCAUUUGGGGAUGCUGGCCUCCUCUCCGGGAUGCACCAUUUCUAUAACAUGCGGUUCCUCUGGAUGUCAGGUUGCCACCUUACGCUGCAAGGUUGCAAGGAGGUAGCACGGCGGCUACCAAGGAUGGUGGUGGAGCUGAUAAGUAGCCAGCCUGAGAAUGAAAAGACCGACGGCGUGGACAUCUUAUACAUGUAUCGGUCUCUUGAGGGGCCAAGAGAAGACGCACCACCAUUUGUGAAGAUCCUAUGAGCCACUUCUGCAGAGAGCCAUUUGAUAUGCUGUCUGCAGAUCAAAUGCAGCCUAAGCAACAAGAGAAGGUAAGACAGCUGGAGUCAAGCAUAUGACCAUUUCUUCUAUGCUUGAAGUUUGGAGGAGUUCUAGGCCAUCUGUUGGAGCUGCAAACGGUUAAAUUGUUGUACCGCUAGUAGGGGCAUCGGUAUAUGCAAAAUUUUCUACCGCAAGAUCAUAAGUUCAUCAGAGCAGGCUUCUUCGAGGGGAUGUCAUCCCCUCAGUUUUGUUUGCUGCUCUGUAGCCUUCUAUUGAGGGCAAUCUAUCUGUGCCGGCACAGCCACCAGGGUUUCUCUAAUUUUUUUCCAAGUGAAGCUUGUCAUCAGAUUAAAUUCAUUAACACUUUCCUGUUUCUUGUCUU
Molecule: messenger RNA, 2279 nt
Organism: Oryza brachyantha (malo sina)
Lineage: Eukaryota; Viridiplantae; Streptophyta; Magnoliopsida; Poales; Poaceae
Product: transport inhibitor response 1-like protein
Exons: 3
Coding region: 65-1879 (604 amino acids)
Biological process (GO): SCF-dependent proteasomal ubiquitin-dependent protein catabolic process
Cellular component (GO): SCF ubiquitin ligase complex
Molecular function (GO): protein binding
Source: RefSeq, a predicted model, not a curated record